Recurvomyces mirabilis is the source of this 1491-nucleotide messenger RNA. RefSeq names its product FKBP12-associated protein (gene FAP1). The transcript is spliced from 2 exons. Lineage: Eukaryota; Fungi; Ascomycota; Dothideomycetes; Mycosphaerellales; Teratosphaeriaceae. Gene Ontology annotation, biological process: negative regulation of transcription by RNA polymerase II. The coding region runs from base 1 to 1491 and encodes 496 amino acids. The record is from RefSeq and is a predicted model, not a curated record. Gene Ontology annotation, cellular component: nucleus. Gene Ontology annotation, molecular function: RNA polymerase II transcription regulatory region sequence-specific DNA binding; DNA-binding transcription factor activity, RNA polymerase II-specific.
AUGUCCGUUGUGGCGAUAUAUGCGGCCAGAGCCUUCGUUGUGGCUUCCACCACUGCCGUAAGCAGUGCCACAGGCCGGGCCAGUGCGAAGACGCCAAUGGGCAAACCUGCUCGCAGCCGUGCGGUAAACCGAAGAAGGUCUGCGGCCAUCCUGAUGAGGAUAUCUGCCAUUCGCCAUUCAGCUGCAAGGAAGACAAGCCUUGCCAGAGCACAGAAACAAGAGAUGAAGUGUGGUGCAUCGAAGGAUGGUGAAGGCAAUAAUGACAAGAAUUUGGUGUGUAACGAAGAAUGUGCAAGACUCGAGCGUAACCGCAAGCUUGCACUGGCUCUCAACAUCGAUCAAUCUACGCAUAUCGAGGGAGGGGACCACGUUCCUUACUCCGACGAGACCUUGAGCAUCUUCGCGAAGCAUGUGAAGUGGGGUCAGACACAAGAGCGAGAGUUUAGAGUGUUCGGUACCUCAGACGAGGAGAGGAGGUUGCGCUUCAAGCCUAUGAAGCCUCAAGAACGUGCUUUCCUACACGCGCUAGCAAACGACUUCGGCUUCGAUUCUGAAAGUAUGGAUCCUGAACCACACCGCCAUGUCAUGAUUUGGAAGACACCACGCUUCGUGUCUGCGCCUAAUAAAACCCUAGCUGAAGCUCUUCGCAUGAAGACGAAUCAGCGUUCUGCUACCGCAAGCGCCAACGUCUCCGACAACGAGAGCUCGAUUAAGAAAAUCAAGGCUAGUAAUGACGUCGGCGAACCCUUCAACAGCUUCAUCAUCGACCGACCACGUUUUGGUCUUACAGUCGAUGAGCUUCGUGCCGAGCUUUCCAAGCUUGUAGGCCCAGACAUGGCUUUGAAAAUCGAUGUCGACUUUCUACCUAGCAACGAGGUCGUGUUGAGAGCCGUUUCGAAGGCGCUACCGCCAUACGACUUAGAGCAGACUCUGCGCAACCUCAAAACCAAUAUCGUCGCGGCAAUCGCAGGUAAAGGCUAUGGCAUACCGCAGCUAUGUGCUGUUGAUAACUCGCUAGCUGUCCUCAGACGUGAGUCUGACACAGCGAGCGGAGAUGGGUGGUCAAGAGUGGCUGCGAAGAAGGCUGCACCAAGGACGGCGUUGCAGAGCAAUAGUGCGAGUAGCAGCACCAACAGCUUUGCUGCUCUCACUGGAGGCCACAAGGUCACAUUUGCGAAGAAGAAGCCCGAGAAGAUCCGACCUAAGCCUGUCGUGGUGGUAGACGAUUGGGAGGUGGCUGAGCAGGCUGAGGAGGCGAAGGAGAAGGUCACCAGUAGUGCUGAUGAAGCCAGCCAUUUAGUAACUCCAGUUGAUGAGCCUGAUCUGGACAGCAUAUCAGAGCCUUCUCCUUCACCGUCUAAGCCGGUGCAAGCACCUCAAGCACCAGCAGAUGAUGCUACCGUUGCCGUUGAGCAACCUAUCGAGGGCAUUACUACAACAAAGUCGGAUGCGCAGGACUGGGCUUCUCAGGUCGAGGAGGCCGGUCUAUAA